Molecule: messenger RNA, 1112 nt
Organism: Xyrauchen texanus (razorback sucker)
Lineage: Eukaryota; Metazoa; Chordata; Actinopteri; Cypriniformes; Catostomidae
Gene: hormad1
Product: HORMA domain containing 1
Exons: 14
Coding region: 1-1071 (356 amino acids)
Source: RefSeq, a predicted model, not a curated record
AUGACAAGUGAACAGAAACGGCGCCUCGUUCAGAGCUGCCAGAUGCUGCCCGAUGUGGUGUCCACAGAACAGCAGUCUCUGGUGCUUGUGAAGAGACUUCUGGCCAUUGCCAUCUCAAGCAUCACUUACUUGAGGGGUCUUUUCCCAGAAAAGUCCUAUGGGAACAAAUAUGUUGGUGAGCUGAAAGUCCUGAUACUGCGAGAGCAUAGCUGCCCUGGCGCUCAGCAGAUUGUUCAAUGGUUGCAGGGAUGUUUUGAUGCUCUUCAAAGAAGAUAUCUACGCAUGGUUCUUCUAUCAAUUUAUUGUGAUCCAGACAAUCCACAGAAAGUAACUGAAUGUUACCAAUUUAAAAUCAAGUACACAGAGAAGGGUCCACAGAUGGACUUUGAGAGCAAAAACGGUGGAAGUAUGACUAAAUUAGCCUGUGAAAAUACACAGACGUCCAGCAUGCUGUUGGUGCGUAAGCUUUACAUGCUGAUGCAGAAUCUCGGCCCGCUGCCUGACAAUGUCUGCCUUAACAUGAAGCUCUUUUACUAUGAUGAAGUGACCCCUCAGGAGUAUCAGCCACCUGGCUUUAAGGAAGAUGAUAGUGAGACGCUGUUAUUUGAGAGGGAACCAGUAAAUCUGACAAUGGGUGAGGUGGUUACACCGUUUCACAGCCUCCGAAUGAAUGUUACCACUGAGCGGAGUAGACUUGAGCCGGUGGAUGACGAGGUGGUAGUAUGUGGAAGUACAAAAUGGUCUUUGAAAUUGUUUGAGGAUGGAAUAAUGUCUGAGACCUCCGUUCAGCAGGAGUACCUAACAAAGGAGAAAGUCAUCACUGAUGCCGGCAUUGAAUACUCGGAAACUCAAGAAAGCCCUGAACAGGCUCACAGAAGGAACAAGGAAAAUCUUAUAACAAAUGCCAAGAUUGACAAUCUGGUUAGAAAAACUGCUGAUCUUAAGGUGUGUGCAAGGAAGACCAGGAGUGGACGCAUCUUUGAGCCUCAGAUCUCACAGUUUGAGUUCCCGCUAAGCCAAGAACCUCAGCCAUCUGUCCGGAAGAAGCGCAAAUUCAGUGUACCUAAAUGACACUAGUGACACAUUGACAAUACUUACAUUAGUCAAAUUGC